AUGUCAUCUCCAACUAGAGGGAAUAUCACUUCCAGAUAUUUGGAUAAUCUAAACGAAAAUAUUCAAACACCGACGAGGCUACCAUUACAACCAACCUUAAAAUACAAUCUGAAUAAUGAUUUAGAGAGGUUAGCCAAAGAAUUGAAUAUCACACCAAGUACAGGGUUCUUAAAAUCAAAAUUUGAAUCCCCUUCAGCAACAGUAAAUUCAUUCAAAACUGCAUCACUGAAUAAAUCAUCAAGUAACAACAGUAAGAAUAAUACUCCAAGCAACAAAGCAAACAACAACGACGAAGAAGAGCCAUCUUGGGCAAAGAAAGGCUACAGAGAUGUGCUUAAAAUGCCAAAAUCAAGUCCAUUUUUAUCAUCACCCAGUAACAGCACUUCCAAAGACUCUCCAGGAUAUGAAUAUCUUUGUAGGAUUCAAGCAAUUAAAGAUUGGUUGGAACUCAUGUUGAAAGAAGACAUUGAUCAAAAGCCAGCAGAAAUGAUAUCCUAUGUAAGAAAUGGGAUAUAUCUAGCCAAAUUAACCAAUGUUAUAUUGUCAGAAAAAAAGUCUGUGUUUAUGAAUGAUUCAAGAUUACAAUUCAAGCAUACCGAAAAUAUCAACCGAUUCUUUCAUUUGGAAGAUUAUUUGAAUGUUCCAGAUUUAUUUAGAUUUGAAUUAACUGACUUAUAUGAUGCCAAAAAUAUCCCUAAAGUAUUCUUUUGCUUACAUGCUUUGAGUUACAUUUUAUAUAAAUCAGAUCCAAACUUUCCAGUCAUUAAAAACUUAGUAAAUAAGAUUGAUUUUGAAGGUGAUGAUAUUAGAACUGCUAAUAGAUCAUUGGUAGGAUCUGGUUUACCCAACUUUGAAGGUGCUGAUGCUAGUGAAAAUGUCAACCAAAACAGCUACAUGAACAAAUUAAUCACCAAAUCUCCUAUAAAGGCCAAAAAUACAACUGUCAUUUCAAACUCAACAAAGUCAGAUCCAUUCAGAGCUGAUUCUACCGAUGCAUCUAAAGGAAAAACCACAUUUCAAUCAAGGUUGGAGAGGAAACAAGAGUCUAAACCAACAAGCUCCUCUUCCACAUACAAACAACAUAGUUUAUACACUCCCGAAAUUGAAAAAUAUACUAAUCAUGUUAUUAAACUUCAAUCAUUAUCCCGUGGGGCUAACUUUCGUUACAGAAUGUUUGUGGAUAAGAUCAUAUUAAAGUCAUACUCUGAUGAAUUUACUCAAUUGAAUUCAAAAAUACGAGGUAACAUGUCUCGUAUGAAAAGUAUUCAUGUUCAUCGUGAUGAAAUUAUGAUUUAUAAAAAUGACAUUAUCGAACUUCAAUCUAUCGCCAGAAAGAAGUUAAGAAAUCAACAGAUACCACAACUCAUUUCGUCUGAUAAGUAUAUUAUUCAACUUCAAAGUAGAAUUCGUUCGAAGAGAAUUCAAACUUCCAUUCUGACAAGAAGAGAAGGAUUGGCUAAAGAACUUGAUACAAUAAUCAACUUUCAAACUUUAGCAAAAAUGAAGUUAAUCCACUAUAAGAGUAAAACAGUGUUAGAACACAAAGAUUAUAUUGAAGAUUCAGUUAUAAGCUUUCAAGCUGCAUGUAGAAGAUAUUUAUACACUAGAUUAUCUUCAGUUGAUGCCACUGACCCAAAUAAAAUUAUUGAAUUCCAAUCAAUUAUACGUAAAAACAAAGUCAUCAAUAAGGUAGAUAAAAUGAGAGCAAGUUUAACUUUACACGCCGCUAAUAUCAAGGAACUCCAAACUAUUGCUAGAGGUGCAAUUUCUAGAACAAGAGUUUGUAAUACUGUUUUAGUAUCGUUGCUAGAAGAUCAAAGCUUUGAUAAGUUAUUUGCAAAGGUUAGAGGUAACACUGUCAGAUCUGAAAUGUUCAGAAAGAAAGCUGAAUUAAAUUUAGUCCUUGAUAAGUCUAUUAUCCCUGCUCAAUCCCGAAUUAGAGGAGUCUUGUGCCGUUUUGAAAAAGAGAUCAAACUUGAUGACUUAUAUUACCAAAUCAAUGAAAUAAUCUCUUUACAGUCUAUUGUCAGGGGUACAUUUAUAAGGCUGGAUUCUAAGUCUAGUUAUAGAUACUAUAAUGAAAACAUUGCUAAGGUUAUUAAAGCUCAAUCUGUUAUUAGACAAGCAUUGACUAGAAAAGCCUACAAGUCAUUGAUUAGUAAGAAGAAUCCACCUUUAUCUGCUAUUAGAAGGUUUGCUUAUUUGUUAUCCGAUAAUGAUGGUGAUUUUGAAGAAGAAAUGAAAAUCUCUGACUUAAGAGAAAGUAUCAUCGAAAAAGCUAAAGGUAAUGAAGAAUUAGAAAAUCAAAUUGAAAACUUAGAUAUCAAGUUAAGUUUGUUAGAUAAGAAUAAGAUCACACUAGAAGAUUUCAUCAAGAACAAAAAGAGAUAUGGAUCCAUUUCAAGACCAUCAAAGAAUACUACUUCUUCCACUUCUAAGAGUAUGGACAAAUUGAAUAAAUCAUCACGAGAAAGAGUUGACUUAUACCAAACUUUAUUCUAUUUCCUUCAAACUAAACCGGCAUAUCUUGUGCGUUUAUAUAAUGCUUAUACUUCAAGUGAGUCAGAUACCGAACAUCGUAAAAAGUUGGAAAAACUCAUAUGUCUGAUUUUCCCAAUAACUAAUUCCUCAGUUUCCCAUCAUUCGAGAGAAGAAUUUUAUUUCGUCAAGUUGAUCUUUAGUUUCAUGGAGAAUGAUAUGGUAAAUCAUUCUAAAACUGUGAGUGAUAUUACAAAAAUACAGACUAGCUUCUGGAUAGACUUCUUUUUACAUUUUAAUAGUCAUACCUAUCAAAGACAGCAUUUGAAACUUAUUGGUGGUAAGUUCGUCUGCAAAAUUAUAGAAAAUGAUCAAUUAGACUUUGAGUCGGACCCAUCCAGAAUUUACGAAGCAAUAAUAGAAAGAGAGAUCAAAAUAUAUGGUACAAGUGAUAACCCUCGUGAUAUUACUCCACAAGCAGCUAUUAAAAAAGAUGUGGUUUCAAAACAAUUUGUUUCAAAUUUGGUGGGCUUGAGAGAAUCAACCGCAGAAUUACUUUCUAUUUUAAGAAAUUCUAGUGAUAGGGUACCUCUUCAUGUUAAGUUAGUAUGUCAUAAAGCAUACAAGCUUUCUCAAUUGAAUUUCCCAGAAAAGACAGAUCAGCAACAUUUGUCAGUGGCUGGUGUCAUCUUCAUGAAACAUUAUGUGGCAUCCAUUCUUCAAUAUCCUGAAAACUUUGGUAUUUUUGUUCCUGAAAAAGAAGGUAAUGCAAGAGCUAAUUUGAAGCAUUUAAGUAGAGUCAUGUUGCAAGUAUUCUCCAUGAAGCCAUUUUCCGACAAUUUCUUAAAGCCUUUGAACGAGUAUCUUCAAACAACUGUUGAAGCUACUAGAUUGCUCAUGAAAAGUUUAAUCCAGGUAAAAGAUAUUGAAAGUGAAUAUGAAUUUACUGAUUAUGAUGAUAUCAUAAAUCCAGAAAGACCAAAACUUUCUGUAACAGUCAGCAAUACUCUACAACUUGAAAACAUCUUACAUCAAAACAUGGAUAUUGUUGCUCCAAGUCCAGACGAUCAAUUAUUUCAAACAUUAAUUAAGUUACAAGAAGUUGUUGGAUCGUCGGGUGAAUUCCUUAAGUUAACAGAAAUGGGUAUAUUAACUUUGUCCUUAAAUCCUGUCACAAUAGAGGAGUCCUUGUCUGAUUCGAAAGCUAGAUCUCUCUUAACACAAGCUAAAAGAGCCGUGUUAUAUAUUGUCAGAGUUCAAGAUGGCGAUAAUUUCUUAGAAGUGUUGAUUUCAGGAAUCUCCAAAGUCGAUGAAGUCAAAUUUAGAGAUAUAGUUAAUCAAGAAAGAAAGGAAAAUGAAGAAUCCAAAGAAAAUGUGAAGAAGAUGCCAUAUUAUAAAACUUCUUUAGGUGACCUCACUAAGUUAAGUUAUCAUAACUUGAAGAGGCAGGCUCUUGAGCUUAUACUUAAGUUAGAAGCCAUGGGUGAAUUAUCAAGAAGAAACUCCUAUCAAGAUCUUUUGAACAUGAUAGCAAUUGACAUCAGAACAAAAGAUUCUCAAAGAAUAUUCCGUAAACAACAAUUGGAAUUGUCAACUAAAACAGUUGCAAAAUUAACCACUAAAGAAACUUUCCUCAAGAAUCAACUAAAUGAAUAUAAUACUCACGUUGAAAGUAUACUUUCCCAGUUACAACUGAAGCCUGUUGAUAAGAAAUUAUUUAAUAUAAUUCCUAUAUUCAGCAAACAAUACUUCUAUCAUAGAGAAUUGAGGAAGAACAACAGGUUGCCAAAGUUUGGAUCUUACAAGUAUUCAGCUAAAAAGUUGUUGGAUCAGAAAAUCAUUCUCGAUUUUGGCGGCUUGAUCCACAGAGAAAAUGCCAGUUCAUCGAAGCUCGACUUUAUGUUUAGUUGUCAUCAAGUUGGUAAGUUCUCAAUUGAAGCUGCAAAUGGUUCUGUCGCUAUACCAGGAGCCAGUGAAACUAUAUCAUUAGAUGAUCUUCUCUUUUUCCAAUAUGAAAACAAAGAGAAAAUACAUUUGUUUAACAACAUGGUAGUUUUAGAUACCCAAAACUUAACUGGAUUCAUAUUCAGGAAAUUCUACGAUAUUAAAAAGGAUUAA
Scheffersomyces coipomensis is the source of this 4596-nucleotide messenger RNA. It is a transcript of the gene IQG1, whose product is annotated as Iqg1p. Gene Ontology annotation, cellular component: mitotic actomyosin contractile ring; cell cortex. The record is from RefSeq and is a predicted model, not a curated record. Gene Ontology annotation, molecular function: actin filament binding; calmodulin binding; GTPase activator activity. Lineage: Eukaryota; Fungi; Ascomycota; Pichiomycetes; Serinales; Debaryomycetaceae. The coding region runs from base 1 to 4596 and encodes 1531 amino acids. The transcript is spliced from 2 exons. Gene Ontology annotation, biological process: regulation of GTPase activity; mitotic actomyosin contractile ring assembly actin filament organization.